This is a messenger RNA of Gaeumannomyces tritici R3-111a-1, 282 nucleotides long. RefSeq lists its product as hypothetical. The record is from RefSeq and is a predicted model, not a curated record. Lineage: Eukaryota; Fungi; Ascomycota; Sordariomycetes; Magnaporthales; Magnaporthaceae. Bases 1 to 282 code for a protein of 93 amino acids. The transcript is spliced from 2 exons.
AUGCCGGUCGGGCUACCAUCCCUGCCCAAGGCGGCCGGCAUGGCAAAGCUGAGCGAGAAGUACCAGAGCAGCCUACGGGACAAGCUGGAAUCUUUGGCUCCACGCUACACGCCUGGCCAAGGCUGGGACGGAACCGCCGGACCAAGGGGACUGUCGUGGAUACGUGCUGAUGUCGGCGGCCGUCCCUCCAUCAAGCAACAGCGAGCGUCACUCCAAUCAGGUUGGAGUACACCACCACAACCGGUGUCAAGUCGGAACUUUCCUGGACCUUACCCUUGCUAG